Cladophialophora carrionii CBS 160.54 is the source of this 630-nucleotide messenger RNA. RefSeq lists its product as uncharacterized. The record is from RefSeq and is a predicted model, not a curated record. Gene Ontology annotation, molecular function: pyridoxal phosphate binding; molybdenum ion binding; catalytic activity. Lineage: Eukaryota; Fungi; Ascomycota; Eurotiomycetes; Chaetothyriales; Herpotrichiellaceae. Bases 1 to 630 code for a protein of 209 amino acids. The transcript has a single exon.
AUGUCUGUCCAUGCCCUCUCAUUCUCUGCCCAGCAUAGCUUCUCUAAACAAUCCUCUAAUACCCUAACACUCCUCCCUGAUUUGGGCGUAAAGGGAGACUGCCACUGCGGCGAAACGGUACAACAUCGCUCAAGACUGAAAAUCAGGCCACCGCCAAAGAACCUCCGGCAGGUACAUCUGCUCGACUUGGAAAUUCUCGAUGAGCUCAACGUGAAGCCGGGGGAUCUAGGUGAGAACAUCACGACCACGGGACUUAAGUUGUUGGAGCUGGGGACAGAAACGAGGUUGCACUUUAUGUCUUCGGCCGCGAUGGCCAACGGUACGACCGGAGGCGACCUCGAAGACAGCGGACUUGGAUCUGGAAGUGUUCUGAGUGUUGCAACUCGGGAAAGAUCGGAGGCCGCUGAUCAUCCCGUGCUGGUGGUGACAGGGCUGCGGAACCCGUGUCCGCAGAUCAACCACUUCCGUUCAGGGUUACAAGAGCGGUUCAUCGAGAGGGAUGAGCAGCGUACAAUCGUCGCUCGAAAGGCGGGUAUCAUGAGCACUGUUGAAGUUGGGGGAAUGAUAGAAGUGGGCAUGCGGAUCGUGGUCGAACAGCCGGCGGUGUGGAAGGCUUUGGAGUGUGUAUGA